Messenger RNA from Plenodomus lingam JN3, 156 nucleotides. NCBI's taxonomy places the organism in Eukaryota, Fungi, Ascomycota, Dothideomycetes, Pleosporales, Leptosphaeriaceae. The record is from RefSeq and is a predicted model, not a curated record.
AUGGAGGAGGAUACCAUCGCGCAUGCCACGACAGCAAACGAACCCCCCAAGCCCCCGCUGAGGAAAGAUGAGAAAUCCGCCUACUGUUGCCCCUCAUUCCCCUCUACGCCAGUGCCGCAAACGCACGAUGCAAAAAUCAACAUGAAAAGGAUGUAA